This is a messenger RNA of Bolinopsis microptera, 3237 nucleotides long. Its product is annotated as protein phosphatase 1 regulatory subunit 37-like. The transcript has 10 exons. Gene Ontology annotation, biological process: regulation of Arp2/3 complex-mediated actin nucleation; cell migration. The record is from RefSeq and is a predicted model, not a curated record. The coding region runs from base 54 to 2537 and encodes 827 amino acids. Gene Ontology annotation, molecular function: protein binding. Gene Ontology annotation, cellular component: plasma membrane; lamellipodium. Lineage: Eukaryota; Metazoa; Ctenophora; Tentaculata; Lobata; Bolinopsidae.
UAAUUAACUCAGGUAGAAAUGUAAGAUGUAGUGUAUGGGGUCCUCGUAGUGUGAUGCUGCAGGAUGCUGAUGAAGAAGAGGAAGCUAGUAUCAUGGAGAGUGAGGAUGAGGGUAGUUACGAGCAUGUCCAGAAUCCAGUAGAAGAAGAAAAGAAACAAGAGAGGAGAGGGCCUGCAAUAAAGGGGAUACUAAAGAGAAAUGUUGCUACCGAGGGGGAGACCGGGAGGAAUGUUACCUUCAGAACAGUGUUAGCAGAUUACGUGGAGCCUGUACCUGUUAAUGUUAUUGAUGAUGAAGAGUAUGCUAACGUCCUGGACUCCUACAAACAACUUUGCGCCAAACUCAGGGUCAGACCUUGUCAGAAGCUAGUGGAUCAGUUGGAGGGACUGCGGGAUAGUACCCUAAAACUUGAUACUAUCGAUCUCAAAGGAACCAGACUUGACCCCGCGCACUGUGAAGCGCUGGAGGCAGUCCUAAGAGUGCUACGAGCUCAGACCCUCAACAUUGAACAGACACAGCUUGAUGAUGACGGUGCUAUCUCAGUGUUUGAGAUGAUAGAGUACUACGAGCCUGUUACGAGACUCAUAGUAGCCAAUAAUGUUAGAUUAGGAGUACGUGCCUGGCUCGCCCUCGCAAGACUCCUCAAACGGUUUCACCGGUUGGAGUACCUAGACGUGAGAAGAACAUCACUUGACGAGAGUACAAUGCCGCUACUGUGCCGAGUACUAAAGUUGAACUGUACUCUCCGUGUACUCCAUCUCGAGGAUAACCAUCUCAGUGGUAUUCUCACCAGGAAUCUAGUUUGGGGUCUGCGCACGAACACCUUACUACAGGACUUGUAUCUGGGACACAACAAGUUGACACCCGAGGACGCUAAGUUGCUUGGUUCUCUGCUGAUUACUAAUAGGACUAUACGGUUACUGGAUCUUCGUAACAACAGAUUACAGGAUACGGGUGUUUUAUUCCUGUCAUCUGCGCUUGAGGAGCAGGCGUCAGGGUUACAGUUGAUAACGGUGUGGAGUAACCAGAUAACAGCAAAUAGCAUGUCCGCUCUCGGUAGAGCUCUGGCGUUCCACACCACAUUGGAAGGAGUAAACCUGGGAUCUAACGCUCUGGGUAACAAAGGAGUGGAAUGUCUAAAAGAGGGCCUCCUCUCCAGUAGGUCCAUCGCGCGGCUCGUCAUGGCAAGUUGUAAUAUCACCAACGAGGGUGCUGUGGUAAUGGCAGAGAUUGUUGGGGAUCAUACCACUCUUAUACACUUGGAUCUAAGGGAGAAUAACAUCAGUUUGGCUGGAGUAAUGGCGCUAAAGUGCGCAUACGCAAUAAACCACAAGCUCCUCCGAUUACACCUUGACGUCAUGAAACGCUCCAACAAUGACGAUCUUAUGCAGGAACUCCUCGCAGAAAUCGAAGCGUUUUCUGUCCGCAAUCUAGAAGCCCACAAAAACGCAGAUCAAUGUCCACUUUCACCGGAGGGUAAUGAGAUUGAGGGUGAUUCUGGGAUAAGUCGCUCAGAACAGGAGCAGGCAGACUAUGAACUUGCAAUGAAGCUCCAAAAAGAGGAGCGAGAGAAAUGUAAUAAUAAUAACCACAGCUCUAACAGUGUUACCAAACCUGAGGAGCGCCGUGCCCUGCCUAUCAUAUCACCUCCUAUGGCGCCUCCGCCUGACCCUACUAAAACAUUUGGCUUCUUCUCAGGACAUUACAUUAAAUUAAAACAGCGAUGGGAUGAGAGCAUUGGAGUUUACAUUAACAAAGGUGAUAUAUCUCUGGCAGCAUCGCCGGGUAACACUGAAUCUUACAGCACCCAGCACAACAACGAGGAAGAGGACGACCAGUUUGUGGACGCGGUCGAGGAACAAUCCGCUAGAUCCUCCAUUUCUUCUCUUGACAGUCCGACCUCUCCUACUUCCCCUGAAUUUGAUAGUCCUCCUGAUACAGUUGAUUUGUUAUACGAUGAUAGCCCGCUCUCCGGCACUAGCCCUCCUCCACUAGGAAGUCCACUUCCUGGUGGCAUAUCCUUCUUUGAUAGCCCACUCUCGGAUAUUACCUCCACAGAAAGCUCACAAUCUGAUCCUUUAAUACCCGAAAACAGUCUGAACAGUGAAGAUUAUCUUAAUCAUCACGUAGCUUUGAAGCGUAAUACUGUUAGUCACUCUCGUUACGAGUACAGCGAUAGCUUAUCCAAUACUUCUUCUGAGUGUACAAAUAACACUUCUGAGUGUUCAAAUAACACUUCUGAGUGUACGAAUAACACUUCUGAGUGUUCAAAUAACACUUCUGAGUGUACGAAUAACACUUCGUCCGAGUACACAAACACUUCGCCCGAGUACACAAACAGUUCGUCCGAGUACACUAACAGUUCUCCCGCUAACACCUCUACAGCUGACGAAACACCCGACUGCACCCCGUCACCAACAGAGUGCAGUAGCGAUGUAACCAGUGCAGACGACCGCGCCAUUUCCUCUACAGAUUGCAGUAGCGACACCGCCAGCGAGGUCAACGAUAUCCCACCAGUUUAUUACACUGGGCAUUGAUUAAACGGGUAUAAAAUCUGGUUAGAAAUAUUGUGAUGUGUCGAAGUGAUUUGUCCUUAAAUGGGAUGUGACGUCAUGUGAGGUCAUCAUGUGAUGUCACGUGGUGUGACGGGAUGGCUGGCAGGGUUCCAGGAAUCAUAAUGUAAUGUUGUGUGGUGAAAUAAUAAACUGUGUGUACGUGUGUGGUUAAAGUUUGAAUCACUGAUUUUUGUGGUACAGUUUUAAGGAAUGCUCGAAUACUCAGGAAUGCACGACAUGUAAUUCGUAACGUGAAGAUUUUCUAUUUGUUUCUAACGACAUUAAAGCUAAAUAUUAGGCCGUUUCAGGAGAGAGUACAUGUUUCAAAAGGGGCUCUUAAAUUAUUUAAAAUUUCUAAAAAUUGCCAAAUUUGUUCAUAAUAUUAUAUAUAUGAUAUAUACAUACAACGAAGUAAGAGCUAGAUUUCAUAAAUCACAAAAUUUGAAAGGUAUCUGUAUUAAAAGAUUAAAGAACGACAACGCAGGACGUUGUUUCAGUUAUAUAAUGAUAUGCGAAUAUAUGAUGAUAUGCGAAUGUUUAAUUUUGAUUUUUAUGAUUGCAUAUUUUGCAUAUUUCACUAAUAGUGGCUACGUGACAAUAAUAAAGACCUGUAUAAUGAUGUUUAUGUUUAUGUAUUACUAAUGACGGUAUCGUUCCGUUAUUCAUGAUUGAGGUUCAGGAA